Lagopus leucura (white-tailed ptarmigan) is the source of this 537-nucleotide messenger RNA. RefSeq names its product olfactory receptor 14C36-like. The record is from RefSeq and is a predicted model, not a curated record. The transcript has a single exon. The annotation marks the transcript as partial. NCBI's taxonomy places the organism in Eukaryota, Metazoa, Chordata, Aves, Galliformes, Phasianidae. Gene Ontology annotation, molecular function: olfactory receptor activity. Gene Ontology annotation, biological process: G protein-coupled receptor signaling pathway. Gene Ontology annotation, cellular component: membrane.
UGGGGCACUGGACUUCUCUAUUCCCUGCUGCACACUGCCAAUACAUUUUCACUGCCUUUCUGUCAAGGCAAUGCUGUGGAUCAGUUCUUCUGUGAAAUGCCCCACAUCCUCCAGCUCUCCUGCUCAGAUGCCUAUCUCACGGAAGUUGGGCUUAUUGUGUUUAGUAUCCUUGCCUUUUUUGGGUGCUUUGUAUUCAUUCUUUUCUCCUAUGUGCAGAUCUUCAGGGCCGUGCUGAAGAUGCCCUCUAAGCAGGGACGCCGCAAAGCCUUCUCCGCGUGCCUCCCUCAGCUGGCUGUGCUCUCCCUGUUUCUCAGCACUGCCAUGAUUGCCUAUGUGAAGCCACCUUCCAUCUCCUCCCGGGCCCUGGACCUGGUGGUUUCAUUUCUAUACUCUGUGGUGCCUCCAGCACUGAACCCCCUCAUCUACAGCAUGAGGAACCAGGAGCUCAGGGAUGCAGUGAGGAAAAUGAUGCCCUGGUCACAGUUCAGCAGGGAUAAACUUCUCAUCUGUCUCUACAAAUAUCUCACAGUCUAUUCC